CGGCCGGCAAAUAAACUUGAAUAAAGAGAUUUUUGGAGAGAAGUACAUGCUUCUCUGAGUGUCAAGCUACAACAAAACUAACAACGCAAAAAUUUCACUCCUGCACAUUUGCACUCCAUGAGAACGCAAUCACUGUGGCUUCGGCGAGCUCAGCUCACCUUCAUUUGAUAAUCUUCAUAAUUCGGUCCUGGCCGUUGCUUAUCCUUGGCUCGGCACCAUGAAUCGGGAGAUUCCAGGGUUCUACUAUGAUCCCGACAAGAAGAAGUAUUUCAAAAUUCAAGCUAGUCAUAAAGCUGCCCCAGGAGCACAGUACUCAAAGGAUGCAGUCAAGAGGAAACGGGUCGAGCAUGAGAAACGCCAGAGGAAAGUCCACCUCACUCGGAGACUGGCAAAGGAGAAAAUCAGAAGGUCGCCGUUCGUGAGAAGUCCCCUUCUCGGAUUUGAACGAGAAAUUGGAGCGCAACAGAUAUCAAAGCCUGUGCGACAAGAGCAACAAGGUCUCACAUAUGCUAGCCAAAUCAGUCGAAAACAGCUGCAUCGUUUUGAACCGUGGCCAAGUGAUUAUACCAUUAAGCAUGUGCUACGCAACAACCGUUCUGGCAUCCUUAUUGCCAGUGGCCACCGUGGUGGUGAAUCGUCGGUCUCAGUAUGCUUUCCAGACACCGACCAAGAGAUAUGGACAUAUAAUCGGACGAUGGAGCGAGUGCUCUUCCGAGAGCCGUACAGACUCUCUUCUAUCUCCUUGAGCCAUACCGGAUACUUGCUAGCCACAAUGGAUAGUGGUCCAAAUGGCGACUCAUUCCUCGCUCCACGUAUGCUGCCUGACCUCGGUGAAGGCGGCGAUUAUCGUUGGCCUGCUUUCUUCGCCCAUCCAAUUCGCAUUCGUACUGAGUCAUCCUUGUGGUGCUCGUCACCGUGUCCAGAGGGAGACAAAGCACUCUUUGCGAUUGGCACUUCCGAUGGCCUGUAUACUCUAGAAGGAUUGGGAAGUUAUUGGACUCUAUCCAAGAAGCCGUUCGCCAGCGAUGUCUCCAACGGAAAGCCAAUUUUCCAUCGACGUACAGAUUCCUCUCACGCACUUGUUACUAGCGUUGAAUGGCUGUCUCCGACUGUCAUCGCUGCUGGUCUGAAAGACUCAACCGUCUUCCUUCACGAUCUCCGCAGCGGGGGGACUGCAACACGUCUACAACACCCCCAUGCAGUCACGAAGAUCAGGAACCUUGACCCUUAUCGAAUCGUCGUGGCAGGGAUAAACUCGCUGCAAAUGUACGACAUCCGGUACGCACCUAACGGCCUACAGCGCAAUCCAAGACCCAAUCAUCCCCGUCACACUUCAACCAGGCCGUAUCUCUCAUUCUCCGAUUUUUCGCCGGAAGUCAUCCCCGACUUUGAUAUCAGUCCUGAACUUGGCCUUCUGGCAAGCGCUUCCGACGAGCGCAAGGUUCAAUUGUUCUCCCUUCGUACUGGAGAACAAGUCUCUUCACCUCUAACGAAAUACCAAUACGCAAAUCCUAUUUCCUCGCUACGGUUUGAAUCUGGUGAUGGAUCAUCGCACGGGCCUCAGACCCCCACUCUACUGGUCUGCUCUAGUGCUACGGUUGACGAGUGGGUUUGGUAGGUAGAUUCUCCGGAUAUUGGCAUUCCAUGACGGAUAAUAUGAGCCUAGAACUAGGCCUUUUAUUUUUUGAGUCAUCGCGUUAUCAUGAGUUAUGAUGUAACAUCACUUCUGUGGAUAUAAGCCAGCAAUGGGUACUCUAAUGAAUGAACCCAUAUAGUCGACUGACCGUCU
Molecule: messenger RNA, 1789 nt
Organism: Aspergillus novofumigatus IBT 16806
Lineage: Eukaryota; Fungi; Ascomycota; Eurotiomycetes; Eurotiales; Aspergillaceae
Exons: 11
Coding region: 218-1618 (466 amino acids)
Cellular component (GO): Cul4-RING E3 ubiquitin ligase complex
Molecular function (GO): protein binding
Source: RefSeq, a predicted model, not a curated record